Molecule: messenger RNA, 450 nt
Organism: Aspergillus oryzae RIB40
Lineage: Eukaryota; Fungi; Ascomycota; Eurotiomycetes; Eurotiales; Aspergillaceae
Exons: 2
Coding region: 1-450 (149 amino acids)
Source: RefSeq, a predicted model, not a curated record
AUGUUGCAGUCAACGGUACGAAAUUACCUUUCAUCUUCAUCUCUCCUGCAGAUAGAGCGGAGUGAACUCAUAGACUCGCCAGGUGAGGAACCAGAUGGAUUCAAGUUCAAGAAAGGCAGCGUCUUCGUUGUCGAAAGCUUAGGCCACGAGAUUGGCAUGCGAACCACCUUCCCCACGAGCCUUGUCAGGAAAUAUACUAUCGAAAUUAAUCGACCGGUCAACUGGGCAUUGGGUCGGCGUAUGAACCGGGGACUCAAACGUCAUACCCUGACUCGUAUGGUGCAGGAUGUCGUUCGAUGCGGCCUCAUUACCAAGGGCCAAUUGGCUGGCCAUGUGGUGGGCUCACUGGUAGCAGGUGGCCGCUGGAAUGACACGAUUUCCAGGAGUAUUACGUCCAUCGGAUCGGGUAGCAGUGCACAACGCCAGGCAUUAGCUAACGAAAGGAUCUAG